AUGCAGGGACGCGGAUGCAACGGCGGCAGAGGAUCUUGGAGUGCCGAAUCGGAGCUGGGUGGAUUGUUAGGGUCGGGUCGAUUUUCUUCGCAUGGGAAAACCCCGCCGCCGGUGCGCCGCGGGGUCCCUAUCAGUGAGCUCAUUGCGACUCGGGUCCGCGAGAGCGAGAGCAGGGGGGCUGAAGCUGGUCUGGACUCUGGUGUUGGCGACCAAUUUUAG
This is a messenger RNA of Pyricularia oryzae 70-15, 219 nucleotides long. RefSeq lists its product as uncharacterized. The transcript has 2 exons. Bases 1 to 219 code for a protein of 72 amino acids. Lineage: Eukaryota; Fungi; Ascomycota; Sordariomycetes; Magnaporthales; Pyriculariaceae. The record is from RefSeq and is a predicted model, not a curated record.